AUGAAGGCAGAGAAGGAGACUCCUUCAAAAGCCAAAAUAAUUUCCCAAAUUUUAUUGUUCAUGUCUCUUGGUUUCUUCAAUUCAGGUGAGGUGCUGGCAGUGAAUAUGACUAUCCCCAACACUCUCAUCAGAGGUACAGUAGGAGGGGAGGCCCUUCUGUCUGUCCGCUACAGUAGUGUCAGCCUUGACCUGCCGGUCAUCAAGUGGCAGCUCCAGAGGGAAAAGUCUGUCACUGUUGUCCAGUCGAUUGGAACUGACAUCAUUGGGACCCUGAGGCCUGAGUAUCGUGACCGCAUCCUGGUAUUUGAGAAUGGGACUCUGCUUCUCCACAACCUCAGAUUCUCUGAUGACGGAACCUAUGACGUGGAGAUAUCCAUCACAGAUGAUACCUUUACAGGAGAGGGCAGCAUCACACUCACCGUGGAUGAACCUAUAUCCAGGCCCUAUAUCCACAUGGAGGCCUCAUCAGUACUGGAGCUCAGCGAAAACGUCAUCCUCAACUGCUCCCAUGACAAUGGAACUAGGACUACAUACAGGUGGUUCAAAGGUGGAAAGCCACAGACCAAUGAGACAAGAUUUGUCUUGUCACCCGACCAGAAGCUCUUGACCAUCACACGUGUGUUGAGGGCAGAUGAUGACAUCUACAGUUGCACAGUGGAGAAUCCUGUGGGCAAUAUGACAAGCCUGCCUAUCAGACUGACUGUCUACAGAAGAAGUUCCCUCUAUAUCAUUCUUUCCACUGGAGGCAUCUUCCUCCUCAUCACCUUGGUAACAGUAUGUGCCUGCUGGACACCUUCCAAAAAGCCAAGACAUCCACCUAGAAAACCUCUCUCCAGGUUUUAUGACCACUCUCAUCGCUCACCAAUAAAUGACAUAGAUGAUGUGCUUCCAAAAAUGACGGAGCCUAAUGGAAUAAAUGCAGUAACUUCACUUUACAUCCUGCAGCAAAAGGAUCCCUCCAUGGAUGACUCAUCCAGCAACAGUAUUGGAUCUCCUUCUGAACUUGACAACCCACCAUGUUACACCAGUUAUCCCAAGUACACCAGUUCUCUUACCAAGUCCCCUGGAUGCCCUGCCCGUUCCUCCCAUAGGUACACCUGAAAGCCUAUCACUCUCUACGUCAUAGCAA
Messenger RNA from Xiphias gladius (swordfish), 1129 nucleotides. RefSeq names its product hepatocyte cell adhesion molecule-like. Bases 1 to 1101 code for a protein of 366 amino acids. Lineage: Eukaryota; Metazoa; Chordata; Actinopteri; Istiophoriformes; Xiphiidae. The record is from RefSeq and is a predicted model, not a curated record. The transcript is spliced from 7 exons.